AUAGCCCUUGGGAAAAGCAUCGCUUGCUCAGAGAUGAGCGACGAAACCUCGGAGAGUUUCCAUGUCCCAAUCUCUUGUCCGUUCACGAUUGAGCAGAUCCAGACCAGCGGCCUGACAAACUCGAAGACGUAUCUGAUCCGAGAGCAUGAUCGGUACGGCGAAUUCCCGCACAUAUACGCGAAGAUCUGCGGCACUCCAUCAUCUGCAACGCCGAGCAGGAAUACUAGUCCAAGGCACGGCAAGACUUGUCGAGUACCUGGAGUUGCAACGCAGGAUGGGUGGGAAGGACAUCAAGUCAUUGUCCUGAGCGACACUGGUUGCGGGACUGAGGUACCCAGUUCAAGUUCUCAUCCGUCUCCUCCAGCGCGGGGGAAAGACGUGCAAGACCACUCCUACAUGCGUGCUGAACCUGAGGUCUGGAACAUCGGCACAUUUCUCGAAUACACGAUCAACCCUGGCGGAAGGAUAGCCUACCUCGUCAUGACCACGCAUUGCCACUACGAUCAUAUCAUGGGCAUCGGGAAACUGCCUCCGACCUCGACGGAACACGAGGAGAGCAGAGACCAAGUCCAGGGCAAUUUCCUGUCUGAUGGGUCCGCCGCGCGCCCUGCGACGACGGUCCUAUCGUCCUCGUAUGGCAAGUCGUUCAUCACACCCUACUCCAACCUCCAGAACCAUAGCCUGUGCGACAAACUCGACCUCCAAGCCCCGCGAUACGACGUGGGAAUCUGGGCCAAGGACGUAUCCCGCGUCGUCUAUACGCAUCCGACCACCUCGUCUUCGUUUUCCACAGAGACCUCUCCGCGGCCGCUGCCUGCCAGCAUUGCGACGCCUCUGACAAUCCUCCAUACGCCAGGGCACACCCCCGACUCUCUUUCAUGGUACGACUCCGACCUCCGGCUCCUAUGUGUCGGGGACAGCUUCUACGUCAAGGAGACGCCGGCCACGCGGAAUGCCAAGUGGGGUCCGGAACCGCCGAUGCCGGUCAUUUUCGACCUGGAGAGUGAUUUGGGACAGUGGUGGAGGAGUCUGAAGAAGGUGUUGGACUUUGUCCGGGAGAGGAAUGCCGAGAGUGAGGAAGAGGAGGGCCUUGAGGAUGAGAGGUUGAGAAUGGGAACAGAGGCAGAUGGCGAGGCUGACGCUGACGCAGAGGGUGACGAGGGGUUCGUAUAUAUCGACCCCAACGAGGCGGCGUCCGUCCCUUCGACGAGCGGAGUGGAUGUGGAUUCCAAAAGGAGAGCGCAACCCGCCCUGCAAUCUCAGUCUGUGGCAGCGUUGCCAGAGCAAGCUAAGGCGAAGGCGGCGCCCAAGAGAAUUGUCACAGGAAAACAGGAAACGCCACGAGCACAGGCGCAACAGACGGGCUUCGACAUCCCUUCACCCAGCAAACGCGGCGUCAUUGCGUUGCCGAUCCUGGCAACACCGAGGGGCCGCCUCCCCACGGAUCCAGACCAGGCUGACGACGUGUGGAUGAUGGUCGUCGACCCGGUUGCUCGGCCCCGUCCUCAACGCACUCCGGACCAUCCUGUCCGCCCGCGUCUGGAUCCCGUCAUAACACCACGUCGCGUCCAUCCGGGCCCGCCGACUUCGUUCAGAAGGGACAGAAAUCUCCUCGCUCCUCCUCUCCACUGCCCGCCGAUUCAAGCUCAAAUCCAACCUGAAGGCCACGCGGGCAGGCGUCGUCGUCCCCGCGUCCGCCUCUGCGCCGCGCACACCACGCUCUCCGUCGACGCGGAGCGAGCCAUCCUCUCCAUCCAGCGCUUCAUGGCGAGGAUCCUCGAGAACGACGUGCCCUGCAGACGCGCCGAGGACGGGCCCCGCGGCGAGGAACGCUGGAUAUGGGACGACGCGCUCUCUUCUUCUCUCGCGUACGCCGCCGCGCAGUCAGACACGGGCGGGACGGUGAAGCAUCAGCGCGAUGCUAGCGUUCGUGGGGUGGUUCGAGAUCUAGAACGCGCGGAUCCAGGACACGCACAUGGCCAGCGACACGGGAUUGAGCUGGAUGGGAAUGCGCCCUCUGCGCCGAACACGGGCAGGUCCAGACACAGUUGCAGUUACAGUGUCCUCGCGCCGCUGAGCGUCAUCAAGCAAGGCCGCAGGAGCAUUCUCGGCCGCCCGGCCGGGGUGGUCUAGAACCGUUCUCGUCCUCCCGUGCAAACCAUCUGGAUACCCUGGUAGCUACAUAGUCAGUGAGUCAGGUAGCAGAGAACGACGAGACUCGAGGUAGACACUGUUAUU
Messenger RNA from Cladophialophora immunda, 2238 nucleotides. RefSeq lists its product as uncharacterized. The record is from RefSeq and is a predicted model, not a curated record. NCBI's taxonomy places the organism in Eukaryota, Fungi, Ascomycota, Eurotiomycetes, Chaetothyriales, Herpotrichiellaceae. The transcript has a single exon. The coding region runs from base 34 to 2133 and encodes 699 amino acids.